AACAAAAGUUUACGAGUAAAACGUGGGCUAGAGCAGUGGUCUCCAAACUGUGGACCUCCAGAUUGGGCAAAACUACAACCGACCUGACGACCAAGAGGGUCACCACUUCUGGCCCUAGAUGGUUGAACACUGAACGCUUCUAUCCUCGGUAUAAUAGCUACAGGAAUAAUCUGCAGACUUGUCAAACAGGUAUAACGCUCCUAUAAAUAGUUGUUUAAGCAGCGAGUGAGGAACAAGGUUCAGAUUUUAUUUAGACUAGGCGUGACACAAGGAGUGCCUCUUUGGCAGGUACGGUGUUUUCCUUCACAUCGGCAGCCAUGGCGUCAGCUGUUCAGAGAGACGAGCUGGACUGCUCUAUCUGUUUGGACAUUUUUAGGGAUCCUGUAAACCUAAGAUGUGGACACAACUUCUGCCGGGUCUGUAUUGAUCGUGCGCUGGAUACACAGGACCAGUCUGGACUUUAUUCCUGUCCUGAAUGUAGAGAAGAGUUUCAGGAGCGGCCGACACUGAUGAGGAACAUCGCUCUGAGAAACAUAAUGGAGAACUUCUUGUUUACUCAACCAACAAAGAUGGAAACCGGGAUCUUCUGCACUUACUGUGUGGACUCUCCUGUCCCUGCUGUGAAGUCCUGUCUGCUGUGUGAUGCUUCUCUAUGUGAUAGACAUCUGAAGGUUCACAGCAAGUCACCAGAACACGUCUUAUCUGAGCCCAGAACUUCUCUGGAGAACAGGAAAUGUUCUGUACAUAAGGAGCUCUUGGAGUAUUACUGCUUUGAAGAUGCUUCGCCUAUCUGUGCCACCUGCUUCCAAUUUGGUGGCCACAGAAGACACCGGGUGGAGAUGCUGGAUGAGGCCUCUAAGAAUAAGAAAGAGAUCCUGAAGAACGUUCUGCAGGUACUGACCACACAGAGGGAGGAGACUGACAAGAGAGUCCAGAGUCUUCUGAAUCACAAAAGAGAAGCGGAAGGUAAAGCAGCCGAUAUAACCGAGAGAGUCACUGCCCUGUUUAUAGACAUGAGGAGACGGCUGGACGACCUGGAGCAGAGGGUCCUGAGCGAGAUCUCCAGACAGGAGGAGCAGAUGUCACUCUCAGUCUCCGAUCUGAUCCAGAAUCUGGAGACUCAAACAGAGGAGUUGACCGAGAAGAUCCGCCAUUUGGAGAUGACAUGUAAUGUACAAGAUUCAUUGGAUUUCUUAAAGGAAUUGGGCAGCAGAAAUCUAUGGGAAGGUAUAACUGGAGGUGACGUGAUGGCGCGGACUGUAUCUGAUCUGGAUGAAGGUUUGAUCUCAGACACUUUACACAGAGAUUUCGAUGAUAUUGUGUCAGAGGUAAAGAAAAUGUUUUACGUUGAAAAGAAAUCUGACAAUUCAACAAAUCCGACCAAGAUGGCGGCUGAGGAACAAGGCAAUGCCUCAGUCUUUAGCUUUUUGCCAAUCCGGAGGCUGUUUAAUAGUGACACCGAAAAGUGGAGAUUAUUCCAGUCCAGGGAACCACAGACAGAAGAUUCGGUUCCAGGACCUUCUGUAGCAAGGGAACCAUUUGUGGUGUUUGAAAGCCCCUUUUCUUCCUCCAGGUCAGACAACAAAAAAUUAUUCAGUAAUAUCCCGGAUGUUACUCUGCCAACAUUGGGUGGUUGGCUGAAAAAAUAAUAUAAUAGAUGAACAUGGUGCCAAGGGGUCACAAGACAAUGACAUAUGUAUACAGUGUACUUGGCAGCUCUUCUGGAAUGUCUGGGCGGCUUAGAGGAAAAAAAUAGGAAGACAUCCUGGUCUCCCGGAUCAGUUGUCCUGUUUCUCAGGUGCUGCUAUGUACUCGUGCCUCUUCUCGUUCCUGUAGUCCUCUUAACCCUUAGAGGCCACCACAGACAAUGGUCUGCUGUCCCCGGCCUUCAUUAGGACUAUGUGGAUGCCCAGGAGUAAAGACUGCAAGAUGCAGGAAUGGGAAAAAGAUGAGUAUCUGCAGAACCUGGUCUAUAUUAGUUUAGUAGGUCUGGGGUCUGUAUAUGUUGAGGAGGUCUGGGUUUGUACUUGUUGACUACUGAAGAUAAUAAAAAUCAUUAUUAUUUUAUAUAGAGCACACAGGUUCCACAGUACUGUUCACUUAAAUUAGUCCCUGUCCCCAUUGGGGCUCACAAUCUAAAUUCACCUAUCGGUGUAUGAGGAAACCCACACAAACAUGGGGAGAA
Hyla sarda is the source of this 2185-nucleotide messenger RNA. Its product is annotated as E3 ubiquitin/ISG15 ligase TRIM25-like. The record is from RefSeq and is a predicted model, not a curated record. The transcript has a single exon. Bases 318 to 1649 code for a protein of 443 amino acids. NCBI's taxonomy places the organism in Eukaryota, Metazoa, Chordata, Amphibia, Anura, Hylidae. Gene Ontology annotation, molecular function: zinc ion binding.